Molecule: messenger RNA, 3566 nt
Organism: Paraphaeosphaeria sporulosa
Lineage: Eukaryota; Fungi; Ascomycota; Dothideomycetes; Pleosporales; Didymosphaeriaceae
Exons: 4
Coding region: 243-3434 (1063 amino acids)
Molecular function (GO): protein binding
Source: RefSeq, a predicted model, not a curated record
CGCCUACCCCGCUCAAGGCCUGAUGCGACAUUGUCACCAAAGCAGCUUCAGCUCCUACACUGUUGCGCACUGCCGUUUGCGUUUGAUCGAUCUGGUGUUUUAAUAGCCAUUCAUCCUCUGUCUACAUGCUGACCUAGAGCAAACAGGGAAAGCCAGCUGUCGCACUCUGACUACUAGGUUGCCGCAUCAAGCCUCCCGUCUCGUUCGUAUCCCAUGCGCUUGCCCCACAUCCACACUGAUCGAUGCGUCUCCUGCAGUACCGCGAAAACGGAGAGCUCACUAUCGCCAGCUUCGACGAUAACGAGCUGCCUCCUUAUGCGAUACUUUCUCACACCUGGGGAUCAGAUAAAGAGGAGGUGACUUUUGCGGACAUCGUACAAGGCAGUAGCAAGGCUAAGCUUGGCUACAAGAAAAUUCGUUUCUGCGGAGAGCAGGCGCGACAAGAUGGACUGGAGUACUUCUGGAUCGAUACUUGUUGCAUCGAUAAGACGGACAAGGCUGAGCUCUCCCACGCUAUCCAAUCCAUAUUCCGCUGGUACCAGAACACAGUGAGAUGCUACGUUUACCUGUCAGACGUCUCGAAAAGAAAGGGGAGGUUCGGCGAUAUGCGUACUGAGUUCAGUUGGGAGCCUAGUUUCCGGGCAAGUCGAUGGUUCACGCGUAGUUGGACGCUUCAAGAGCUUCUUGCCCCAAGCACAGUCGUAUUCUUUUCUCAAGAGUGGGAGAAGCUUGGCGACAAGACGUCGCUCAUGUCUUUAAUCCACAAGAUUACGAGCAUCCCAUACGAAGUGCUCAAUGGAGUCCCUCUUUCUCAGUUCAGCGUCGACGAACGGUUGCGGUGGAAUGAAGGCCGGCAAACUAAACGCGAAGAAGAUGGAGCGUACUCGCUGCAAGGCAUUUUAGAUGUCAAGCUGGCGCCAGUGUAUGGCGAAGGUGCAGCUGGCGCCUUCAGGCGCCUUAUCAAUGAGAUCGACAGUUCAAAGCGAUGUAUCCGAGACCUACGCAGCACGGACCCGCGUGACGACAAGAAGCGCAUUGAACAGAUCAAAGGCGGACUGGUAGCGGACUCAUACCGCUGGAUCCUCGACAAUACCACUUUCCAGCAAUGGCAACAGGACCCGCACAGCCGACUUCUAUGGGUAAAAGGUGACCCUGGUAAAGGCAAGACGAUUCUGCUCUGUGGCAUCAUCAACGAACUACAGGAGGCAGCAAAUAACUCUGUCACCGUCUCAUACUUCUUUUGCCAAGCGACCGACUCGCGCAUCAACACCGCUACCGCUGUGCUACGAGGGCUGUUGUACAUGCUCGUAGAUCAGCAACCGUCGCUUAUAUCACACGUCCGCAAGAAGCACGAUCUUGCCGGCGAAAGCUUAUUCAACGACGCAAAUGCCUGGGCGGCCUUGACAGAAAUCUUUGUGGACGUGCUACGAGACUCAGACCUGCGCCCGACAUACCUCAUUAUCGACGCGCUAGAUGAGUGCGUCACUAAUCUACCUAUGCUGCUUGACUUUAUCACAAAACAGUCAUCGGUAUCUUCUCGUGUCAAAUGGAUCGUCUCUAGUCGCAACUGGCCAGAUAUCGAAGCGCAGCUAGAGCGGGCAGGCCACAAGGUAAGACUAAGCCUCGAGCUGAACGCAGAGUCAGUUGCGGCUGCAGUUGCUGGCUUUAUUCAGCAAAGGGUGGAUCAGCUGGCGCAAGAGAAACGGUAUACUGCAGAGGUUCGAGACGCUGUGCUCCAGCACUUAACGAUAAACGCGAACGACACCUUCCUCUGGGUUGCGUUGGUGUGCCAAGAACUUCAGAGGACGGCGAAUUGGCAUGUGCUGAAGAAGCUAGCCGUGUUCCCGCCUGGGCUAGACGACAUGUAUAUGUGGAUGAUGCAGCAGGUGAGCGAAUCAGACGAUGCCGAUAUCUGUUGGAAGGUGCUUGCUUCAGUUGCGAUCUUGUAUCAACCUGUUUCGGUCCCUGAACUAGUUGCGCUCGUGGAGCAGCUUGAAGACUUAGUUGACGACCUGGAGUCAGUGCGGAAUAUUAUCGGCUUCUGUGGAUCAUUUCUCACUCUGCGAGAAGACACAGUCUAUUUUGUGCAUCAGUCUGCAAAGGACUUCCUUUUUGCAAAGGCAUAUAACGAAGCCUUUUCAGAUGGGAUCGAAGACGUUCAUUGGACGAUCUUCUCAAGGUCGCUGGCGAUUCUAUCCAAGACAUUGUACAGGGACAUGUAUAGCUUGGAAGCGCCAGGAAUUGCUGUUGAGAACGUCAAACCACCGCAUCCGGACCCAUUAGCAGAGUCGCGCUACCCGUGUGUCUACUGGAUCGACCAUCUAUGCGACUCAAAAACCAAAUUUUUAGAGAAUAGUGGCGGUGACCUGCAAGUCACUGAAGUACUUGAUAAGUUCCUGAGAACAAAAUAUCUCUACUGGCUGGAAGGGCUUAGUCUUUGCAAGAGGAUAGCCAAAGGCGUUAUCUCCAUAACAAAACUGUGGUCAUUAGUGCAGGUAAAUCGGCUUAGUCAGCUUGUUUAUGACGCAUGGCGGUUCAUUAUGUAUCACAAAGGGGUAAUUGAGUGUUACCCUCUUCAGACGUAUGUAUCUGCGCUCCUGUUCAGUCCAACAGGUAGUCCGAUCCGAAAUUUGUUCCAGCACGAAGAGCCAGACGGAAUUCGCGUUACGCCACCCCUGAGCAACGGCUGGAGUGCGUGCCUGCAGACGUUCGAGGGCCAUAGCCAUGGUGUUACGUCAGUGGCCUUCUCGCACGACUCGACGCGGCUAGCAUCGGCGUCUGGAGACAUAACUGUUAAGAUCUGGGAUGCGAGCAGCGGCGCGUGCCUGCUGACGCUCGAGGGCCACAGCCGUAGUGUUAGGUCAGUGGCCUUCUCACACAACUCGACGCGGCUGGUGUCAGCGUCUAGCGACAAAACUGUCAAGAUCUGGGAUGCGAGCAGCGGCGUGUGCCUACAGACGCUCGAGGGCCAUAGCAGUGCUGUUAGGUCAGUGGCCUUCUCGCACGAAUCAACGCGGCUAGUGUCAGCGUCAGAUGACAGCACCGUCAAGAUCUGGGAUGCUAGCAGCGGCGUGUGCUUACAGACGCUCGAGGGCCAUAGCAGUGCUAUAAGGUCAACACUCACUGUCGCUAAAUCACUUGAUCACAUCUCGUUCGACACCUCUGGCUUGUAUCUCCACACGGACAUUGGCCCUAUCAGGAUCAUAGGUCCAUCAGAUUUCCCUCCAUUUCUAUCCCUUGUUGAACCUCAGGAUCUAGGCCUAGCUUUGAGUGCAAAUGAUGUGUGGAUAAGGCGUGGUUCACAGAACCUUGUGUGGCUACCCUCGGAAUUUCGACCAUUGUCCUCAGCCGUGUCAGGGAAGAUAGUUGGCGUUGGUGUUGGGAAUGGAAGAGGCGGUGGAAGGAGAUCGAAGAUGAGAACAUACAGGUUCUAGAGGUGAAGGAGACGACCGGGAAAUCACAACCGCAAAGCAUCAGUCAGAACGCAAUAAUGAUGCCUCUAAGAGAGAACUCUCAAGCACUUAUCGAGCAGCGAGACCGUACAUCACUUCAGAUUGAGAAACGAC